CGCCAUUUUGACGUAUCGCGUCAGUUGUUGUUCCGAAGUUUGAAGUGUAGACACGUACUUUUUGUUGUAGAGCGAAUCUCGUUCCGACUUUUGUUAUUCCUGUUUCAAGCACAAGAAAAUGCCACUAACUCCGGCAGAAAAAAUGAAGCGAUAUAGAGAUAAAUUAAAACAGAACCCGGAUAAGUUGGAAGAAAUAAGAAAGAAAAAUUUAGAAAGAAUAAAAUCAAAAUAUAAAUAUAAAAAAAUUUCGGAAUUGACUGAAACAGAACAAAAAAAACAGAGGAAAAAGUGGAAAGAAGAAAAACAAAAACAAAAGAUCAAAAAAUCACAAAAAACAGCAUGUAGCGGAAGCUCUUCAACCCCAAUGGCAGAUAUUUUAACAGACACAAUGAAAAUAUCAGUGGGAACGUCCUCCUCGGAAAUAACACUAUCUGAGACGUCGACUGAAACACGAUCAACAAUAUUAAGAUUGACAAAAACUGUAGGAAGUCUCCGAAGGGCUAGAAAUAAAUUGAAAACAGAAUAUGACAAAGCAAAAAGUCGCAUUGCUUAUUUGGAACGAGCUAACGAAACUGCAAGAAAAAAAAUAUAUCGACUACAAAAACACGUAACGGAACAAAAAACUAAGUUUGAGACUGAAUUACUAAAAAUAAAAGCCAGAAACGAAAUCCUCGAAGCUUCCUUGAAGAUAACUUACAAAAAUUGUGAAAAUAAUAAGGAAAGAGACCUAAUAAAGAAAGUUGCAAAUAAUAAUUUGGUGCGAAAUAGUAAAGCACAAACGUCUGUUUCGAAACAAAUUGGUAUACGGUGUAGAAAGAAAAAAUCUGUUAAACGUAUAAUAUCAGACUUAAAAAAAUCUAUCAUAGAAUUUUACAUUCGAGACGAUGUUAGUAGGGCCACUGCAGGCAAACGUGAGUGCAAGACAUUAAAAAAAAAUAGAGAGCAAAUAAGAUAUCUUAAUGGGUCUUUACGAGCUUUACAUGAGAAGUAUAAGAAAGAAGGUGGUAUUGCAGCAUUUUCAACAUUUUGUCGAUUCAAACCUUUUUAUAUUUUAAGUCCAAGUAUACACAACCGAAACACAUGUCUCUGCAUUAAACACUCAAACAUGAAUUUAAAAAUAGAAGCACUGUAUCGUCAUAAAAUAAUCGAUUUUCGUAAUUUGCAUACUCUCUUGGAAAAAGUAGCUUGUAAUGUUGACAAAUUCGAUUGUAUGUAUGGAAUAUGUAAUAUCUGUAAUAACAAUAUUUUAAUUAACUAUAAUUUAGAAAGUUCAAGCGAUCCAAAUAUUACGUGGCAAAUGUGGGAAACGAAAAAUCACUCAUAUAAAAAAAAUACCGAAGACGGAGAACAAGAAGUUAUCACCAAAAAGACUGUUAAGUCGCUCAAAAACGCUACAGUUGCACAAUUAAUAAAACUAUUUGAAGCUGACAUCGCCGGAUUUAAAAAACACAGUUUUAAUGCGUCACAUCAAGCAAAAUCUUACAAAAUCUGUAUUGACAGCUUGACGGAAGACGAAAUAGCCAUCCACUGUGAUUUUUCACAAAAUUAUGAAUGCAAAAUGUCAGAAGAGGUACAGUCGAUGCACUUUGGUGCAUCAAAGACGCAAGUUACUCUGCACACUGGUGUAAUAUUUUUUAAAGGAGGUCAAAAGUCCUUUUGCACUGUAUCACCCUCCAAUGUGCACCAGCCACAUGCUAUAUGGGCUCAUCUAAAGCCAAUUAUAAAUUUAGGUAAGACUCUCGUUUCAAAUAUUAAAAGAAUUCACAUAUUCUCUGACGGACCCAGUUCUCAAUACCGUCAAAAAAAUAACUUUUUUUUGAUUAAUUAUUUUUCGUCAUUCUAUAAUGUUGAUAUCACAUGGUCGUUUUUCGAGAGUGGCCAUGGGAAAGGGGUGGCUGAUGCCAUUGGAGGAGUUGUAAAAAGGUGCCUCGACAGGCAAGUUUCUUACGGGCAGGAUAUUGUAAGCGCUGCAGAUGUGUAUUCGACAUUGCAGUCUGCAGUUAAAGCUGUAAAUGUGAUGUACAUAACUGAAACAGAAAUUGAUGCUAUAAAAGAAUGUAUACCUAAUAAUCUUAAAACUAUAAAAGGAACCAUGAACAUCCAUCAGGUUAUUUGUAAGCGGGGCAAUGAUCAUAUUCAGCAUCGUAUAUUGAGUUGUUUUUGUAGUUCAACUGAAAUGUCUUGUACUUGCUAUGACCCAAUUGAACAUAAAUUUGAAAAAAAAAUAAAUGUUUCGCCACAAUUUGACCCCGAUAACUCAAAUGAAACAGCGAUUUUACAAAAUUUUGUAGUGGAUGCACAUGUUGAACACGAACCUCAAGAAACAAACUUCCAAGUCGAAAUAAAUAACGAGACAAUACAAAUAAGACUUGAGUGUAAUCUGACAGAUUAGUUUAGUCUGUAGCUUACCUGGGGCC
This is a messenger RNA of Helicoverpa zea (corn earworm), 2417 nucleotides long. RefSeq lists its product as uncharacterized. The coding region runs from base 119 to 2392 and encodes 757 amino acids. The record is from RefSeq and is a predicted model, not a curated record. NCBI's taxonomy places the organism in Eukaryota, Metazoa, Arthropoda, Insecta, Lepidoptera, Noctuidae. The transcript has 2 exons.